CUCGUUGAUUUAUGGUAACAGUGAAUUUGGGGAAGCUAGGGUUUGUGGUAGAUUUGGAGAGUCGUAUUCAUGUUUGGUACGAGUUUAGAUCUCUAAACUAUGUGGUUUAGUUCUUUCUCCCCACGCUAAGUCACCGGUAAAUUCGGCAAAGAAGCGCCGGUAAAUUUGGCGAUUUCUUUUCUGUGUUUGGAUGAAAGUGCUUUGCUAAGCUAUGUGAUCUCGUCGAAAUACAGAGUCUCUAAGAGAUUGUUAUUGAUUAAAAUUGGUCAAUUUUGUAGCAUUUAAUUAAUUUUGAAGUAGAAUUAAGUUUCAUUUUUGGUAAAGUAUAGGAAAGGGUAAUAGUUGAAAAGUAUAUAAACUAACGUGCCGUGUUUUGAUUGUUUCUCAAGCCAUUUGGCAGUCAGCAUUGUCUGCCAACUUGGGAGUUUUGCUCAUUAAACUUAACGAAGAGGUUUAUCUUAUUGUCGGUGAAAAGGCGGUUACGUGAACAAGUUGUAUGUUCAGGCUAAGAAGCCGCCAUUUUUUGUUUGGUCGCUAAGAAAACUACGAAUUCGCUUGGGAACUUCACGUGAGAAACAGUCACCGAUUACGUGCCUGGUCCAGUCUAUAUUUUUCAAGGGGGUUUAAAGAAGGAUUUCUUUGCUGGGUCUUCACGGUGGUUGCUUUUUACGUUUGAGUUUAGCCUCUUGCAUUGUUAAGAAUUUCGGGGUCUUGUUUUGUUUUAUUUUUAGGUUUUGGUUUCGAUUGGUUUGGUUGUUUUUGUGUCUUGCGUUGUUAAGAUUUUUCGGGGAAUUUCUUGUAGAGACUUGAGUAAAUGGGAGGUAGGAAUUCAAAGGAGGGGAGUUCGAGGCAGACUUCUGCUGUUCGUUCGAAUUCUUCUUCGUUGAGUAGGUAUCAACCACCAUAUGUUCAAGAAAAUUACAACUAUCCACCCGAAGAGUCAUAUUUUUCGCCGCAGUAUUAUCCUUCUUCCCAAGAGUAUGUUUCACAAGAGGUUUCACAAGAUUAUGGCCGUGGGCAGACCUCUGAUAGCAGAGUGAAGCUGGAGAGGAGGUAUUCAAGAAUCGCCGAUGAUUACAAUUCCUUGGAGCAGGUGACACAAGCUCUUGCGCGUGCUGGCCUUGAAUCCUCCAAUCUUAUUGUUGGUAUUGAUUUCACAAAGAGCAAUGAGUGGACAGGCGCAAGGUCAUUUAACAGAAGAAGUUUGCAUCACAUUGGAGAUGGUCUAAAUCCUUAUCAACAAGCAAUAUCCAUUAUUGGGAAAACUAUGAUUGCAUUUGAUGAGGAUAACUUGAUACCCUGUUUUGGAUUUGGAGAUGCAUCAACACAUGAUCAAGAUGUCUUCAGUUUCUAUCCGGAUGAGAGAUUUUGUAAUGGAUUUGAGGAAGUGUUGAGUCGCUACAGGGAAAUUGUCCCACAUUUACGACUUGCAGGACCAACUUCAUUUGCGCCUAUAAUUGAGAUGGCCAUUACCAUUGUGGAGCAGAGUGCUGGGCAGUACCAUGUUUUAGUAAUAAUUGCUGAUGGACAGGUAACUAGGAGUGUAGAUACUGAAGGUGGCAAGCUUAGUCCGCAGGAGCAGAAAACUGUUGAUGCCAUUGUUGAAGCAAGCAAGUUCCCUCUGUCAAUUAUAUUAGUUGGUGUCGGAGAUGGACCUUGGGACAUGAUGAAGGAAUUUGAUGACAAUAUCCCUCAUAGGGACUUUGACAAUUUUCAAUUCGUGAAUUUUACAGAACUUAUGUCAAAGAGUGUGCCUCCAUCCCGAAAGGAGGCAGAAUUUGCUCUUGCAGCCUUGAUGGAAAUUCCUUCUCAGUACAAGGCAACUAUAGAGCUUAAUUUGCUGGGUAGUGGUCGGAAAGGCAAUUCUCCCCAAAGGGUUCCCCUCCCCCCGCCUAUCUUUGUUGCAGCAUCUACCAGCAGCUUGAAACCUUCUCGUCCUUCCAGUUUUGAACCAAGUGUUCCUCCUUAUUAUGGAGACAGCAUGCCUGUCAGCACUGAACCAAGUGUUCCUCCUUACAGCAGGCCUGUCAGCACGGCUCCACCUGCUACUAGUUCCACUUAUGAUAACCAGCUUUGCGCCAUUUGCUUCAGUAACCCCAAGGACAUGGCCUUUGGUUGUGGGCAUCAGACGUGUUGUGCCUGUGGAGAAGACCUUGAGUUAUGCCCAAUAUGUCGAAGAGCAAUCCUGACCAGAAUAAGACUCUACUAGCUCAUUCUAUCUCGUCUAAAAUUUUCCGUUCUUUUCACCAAAAUUCUUUGUUCUUUUCACCAAAAUUCUUUGUAGUUCUACAUGGAAGGUUAUCCUCUGUAAUUAUUUUAAUUGGAUUUUACCAUUUUUAAUUUUUUAAGGAUGCCUGUAAAAAAUGUUUUGCGUAUGCCAAAAACUAUAUUCUUCCUAUGAUCAUGUGAAACGGAGAGUUAGUAUAUGAGGUUUUGGUGGUGAGACC
Molecule: messenger RNA, 2447 nt
Organism: Corylus avellana
Lineage: Eukaryota; Viridiplantae; Streptophyta; Magnoliopsida; Fagales; Betulaceae
Gene: RGLG2
Product: RING domain ligase2
Biological process (GO): protein ubiquitination
Cellular component (GO): nucleus
Molecular function (GO): ubiquitin-protein transferase activity
Source: RefSeq, a predicted model, not a curated record